CUCUCUCUCUCUCUCUCUCUCUCUCUCUCUUUCUGUGUGUGUGUGUGUGUGUGUGAGUUCAGGAAAAUGGCAGAGGCCGGGAUUUCAGUAGAUCAGGAGCAGUUCAGGUGUUCAGUGUGUCCGGGUCUCCUGAAGGAUCCAGUGACUACUCCCUGUGGCCACAGUUUCUGUAAGGUGUGUAUUAAUGGCUUCUGGGAUCAGGAGGAUGUGAAGGGUGUCUACAGCUGCCCCCAGUGUAGAGAGACUUUCACUCCAAGGCCUGUUCUACACAGUAACAACAUGCUGGCUGAAGUGGUGGAGAAACUGAAGACUGAACGCCAUGCUGCUUCUCCUGCUCACUGUUACGCUGGACCUGGAGAUGUGGAGUGCGAUUCCUGCACUGGGAAAAAACGCAAAGCUGUUAAUUCCUGUCUGGUGUGUCUGGCCUCCUACUGUGAAGAUCAUCUUCAACCUCACUAUCAGUCUCCUGCCUUUAAGAAGCACAAGUUAGUUGAAGCCUGUGCUGAACUCCAAGAGAAGAUCUGCUCUGAGCACAACAAACUGAUGGAGAUCUACUGUCGUACUGACCAAAGCUUCAUCUGUUAUCUGUGUACGAUGGAUCAGCACAAAGGCCAUGACACUGUUGCAGCUAAAGCAGAAAGAACUGAAAAACAGAAUCAGCUAAAGGAGGAGCAGAUGAAAUCUGAGCAGAGGAUCCAGGAGAAGCAGAAGGUGGUGCAGGAGCUGAAACAGACUGUGGACACUAUUAAGAGGCGUUCCCAGGCAGCAGUAGAUGACAGUGAGAAGAUCUUUACUGAGCUGAUCAGCUCCAUGGAGAAAAAGCGCUCAGAGGUGACGGAGAUGAUCAGAGCUCAGGAGAAAGCUGAACUGAUUCGAGCUGAACGACUCCUGAAGCAACUGGAGCAGGAGAUUGCUGAUCAUAAGAGGAGAGUCACUGAGCUGGAGCAGCUUUCACACACACACGAUCACAUCCACUUCCUCCAGAGUUUCCCGUCUCUCUGUGUUCCUCCUGGAUGUGAGGACUCACCCAGCAUCACUGUCAAUCUCUCAUUUGAUGGAGUGAGGAAAUCUCUCUCAGAUCUGAAAAAACAAGUCGAGGAAAUCUCUGCAGCAGUUCAGAUAAUUUUACCCUCAAACCCGAAGAGUAGAGAAGAUUUUCUGCAGUAUUUCUGUUAUCUGACUCUGGAUCCCAACACAACACACCGAGAACUCAUUCUGUCUGAGAAGAACAGAGUGGUGACAUGGAGUGAAAGAGAUCAGCGUUAUUCGGAUCAUCCAGAGAGAUUUGAAUACUGGGUUCAGGUGUUGUGUAAGGAGAGUGUGUGUGGACGCUGUUACUGGGAGGUGGAGUGGAGCGGUGAUGGUGUGUGCAUAUCAGUCUCUUAUAAAGAGAUCAACAGGAAAGGACAGGGUUGCAGGUGUGCAUUUGGAUACAACAGUCAGUCCUGGAGUCUGGAGUGUUUUUCUUCCUCUGUCUGUUUCCGGCACAAUGGAAUUAAGACUGAGCUCCGAGGUCCAGCGUCCUCCAGAAUAGGAGUGUAUGUGGAUCACAGUGCAGGAACUCUGUCCUUCUACAGCGUCUCUGACACGAUGAGGCUCCUCCACAGAGUCCACACCACAUUCACUCAGCCUCUAUACGCCGGGUUCUGGCUCACUUUUUAUAAUUCAACUGUCAGGUUAUGUGAUCCAAGAUGAAAUGUUAGUAAUGUUUAGUAAAAUUAAAACUGGGAUGUCAGAUUGAAUUUCUCCCUGAGCUACAGUGCCACUUUUGGUUGCACAACCUGCAAAAUACUAAUGAAUUACAGGGUGUCCCAAAAGUCUCCAUACUGUCCAUAAGGAACUGUGUUUGCCAGCAGCACGUCAGUUGUGCCUUCGUCAGCGGAUGUUCAUGGACGUCCACUUCUCGGUUGGUUCGCAACACUUCCAGUCUUUUUGAAUUUAUAAAUAAAUUUGGCAACAGUGUUGUGUGCGAUGUGCUGGCCAUGUUUCCUGUUAAACUCCAUCGCAACCUUGCGACAGCUUCCCGAUCCAGCCAUGAGAAUGAUUUCAAUACGCUCUUCUUUUCUCAAAGGCAUUCUUACAGGUUGUCUGAAAAAAUGUAUAUAAUAUAAACUAAGUCUGAAAUAUUUUGGAAGACAUUUUGCUAAAAAGUGUUAAUUUCCGCCUAUGUACGGAGACUUUUGGGACACCCUGUAUUAUUAUUAUUAUUAUUAUUAUUAUUAUUAUUAUUAUUAUUAAGUUCAUCUAUUCUAUACAUUAAGUUACACAAAUAAUCUCUUAAUGCAGAAUCUAAGAUGCUUCUUGAAAAAAACACUAUGGUACCACAUUAACUGUUUAUUUGUAGAUGAACUGAUUGAGUUAUUUUAAAACCAGAUUUUAAAACCAGACUUUAAAAAUGUUCUUGACUGACCAUCUUAGAUUUGCUGUAUAUUUCUGGGGAAAUAAGGUCACUAUUCCCAAUAAACAGUGUACAGAAUUU
Molecule: messenger RNA, 2479 nt
Organism: Pangasianodon hypophthalmus (striped catfish)
Lineage: Eukaryota; Metazoa; Chordata; Actinopteri; Siluriformes; Pangasiidae
Product: E3 ubiquitin/ISG15 ligase TRIM25
Exons: 6
Coding region: 67-1695 (542 amino acids)
Molecular function (GO): zinc ion binding; protein binding
Source: RefSeq, a predicted model, not a curated record